Molecule: messenger RNA, 717 nt
Organism: Oncorhynchus keta (chum salmon)
Lineage: Eukaryota; Metazoa; Chordata; Actinopteri; Salmoniformes; Salmonidae
Product: protein dpy-30 homolog
Exons: 5
Coding region: 313-594 (93 amino acids)
Cellular component (GO): Set1C/COMPASS complex
Source: RefSeq, a predicted model, not a curated record
CGUUCUAUUACAGUUGUAGCGAUACAUUUAGCUUGAAAUAUUUUCGUAUACCCCAACAAUUUGUUUAAUCCAGUCUGUUCUGUAGGUAACAGACCUUGGUUCACGGUGGAAGGUCGUUGCUAACAUAACGUUAACUAGCCAACGAGCUAAAGUAACGUUAGUUUACCCGCCACUUGAAUUCGUAUAUUCUUUCGACAUUACUGUAGCUAGCCUGCCUGUAGGGUACCUUAUUUGGCUUGUAGGAAUGGAUGGUACUCCUAUGUCGUUAUCUACCUGAACUUAAUCUGGAAUCACACGGACGCAGACCAAUCUAUGGAGGUGCACACUCCAACAGCUGAAAACCCCCAUUCUGAAUAUGGACUGACGGACAACAUCCAGAGAAUAGUGCAAAACGAGAAAGCCAACACAGAGAAGGUCUCCAAACAGAAGGUGGAUCUGCAGUCGCUCCCCACGAGGGCAUAUUUGGAUCAGACAGUGGUGCCCAUUCUUCUUCAAGGCUUAUCUGUGCUGGCCAAGGAAAGACCUGCAAAUCCUAUUGAAUUCUUAGCAGCCUUCCUUCUCAAGAACAAAUCACAGUUUGAAGAUCGAAAUUAAGCUCCAGACGGAUGGAAAUGUGCACUUUGAGCCCAUCUGUUUAAAAUCAAGGAAAUGGUUGUUUCUGUCAUUGGUUAUGUUUGCAGUUUUUUAAACCAGAAUAAAGAUGGUGCUGCAGGGAAA